CGGUAAAGAAGCCCAGAGAAUGAGACAGAGACAGCCUCCUUCCUUAACACCAAAUAUUCGAUGUGUUACACUCAUGUAACACGGGGAAGGGCUUCGUUCCUGACGCGGAUGCUUGCACGUGUGUGGACGUUUGCACUUUCCUCGCCGCGCGGCUUCCAAGUGUGCAUGUGUUGAGCGCCCAGGCAGAUGGCUGCGCUAACGUUAUCCAGGACUGACAACUUCCUGCACAACUUCUUACAGGAUCGCAGCCCUAGCUCGUCCCCUGAGAGCGGCCCCAACCCGCUCUCUUUCCUGGCCACAACGUGCAGUCAGGCUUGGCAGGUGAGUGGCAGCGUGGGCUCGGAGGGGCCUCAGUUUCCCUAUGAGGGGGCAGUGGCCUCCGCCUCCAGCAUGUUUCAGCUCUGGGGCAACGACAUGGCGCCCAGUUCCGGUCUGAGUGCCCAUCAGAUGGCUUUCACCGUUCCCAAGGUGCAGUUCCCUGGUCACAUGCAAGCCGGACUGGGCUCGCAUGCGCACCAUCACCACACGCACCACCACGAGCUGCCCCUUACCCCUCCCGCCGAGCCAGCCUCCACCUACUCCUUCGAGCUCUCCCCGGUCAAGAUGCUGUCUUCUCAGGCACAGGGUAACGCGCAGUACUACACACAGCACAACGCCGUCAGCCAGAAAUUUCCGGGCUUCCUGCAGAACAGCUCGGCCAGGCCGCACCUGCCCGGAGGUCAGGCGGAGGAGAACCAGCAGUGGUGGAGUCUGCCCCAGAGCAGUGGCGCCGUCCCCGGCCACCACCCCUUCUCCCUGAGCCGGCAGCUGGUCCUGGGCCACCAGCCGCAGAUCGCCGCCCUGCUGCAGGGCACCUCCAAGAGCCUCCUCAGCUCUACACGCCGCUGUCGCCGCUGCAAGUGCCCCAACUGCCAGGCCACGGGGAGCAGCACGGGCAGUGGCCUGGAGUUCGGGAAGAAGAGGCUGCACUUGUGCCACAUCCCAGAGUGCGGCAAGGUGUACAAGAAGACGUCCCACCUGAAGGCUCACCUGCGCUGGCAUGCCGGUGAGCGGCCCUUUGUCUGCAACUGGCUCUUCUGUGGCAAGAGCUUCACGCGCUCGGACGAGCUGCAGCGGCACCUGCGCACGCACACCGGCGAGAAGCGCUUCGGCUGCCCGCAGUGCGGCAAGAGGUUCAUGCGCAGCGACCACCUCUCCAAGCACGUGAAGACCCACCAGAGCAGGAAGGGCCGCGCAGGCCGGUCCUCGCAAAACGAACCGGCGCUUAGCAACAUCAAGAGGGAGUGAGAGGGCGAACGACCGGGAGGGGCGCGGUGCCGCGCUCCCCAGGCUCAGGAAGAGUUCUGGGAUUCAUGUCACCUGAAUGACACUCAUGGGCAGCGAAGCCAUAUUCAAAAGCUCAGUGCAGAUUCUGAGCUGUUUUACUGGCUGUUGGUGAUAGCACCGACAGAUAUAUGGACCUCUGGCUGGAGUUCGAUGCAGUUUAAAAUGCCAAACUGAUUGUGGAGGUCGUGGAUGAACGGCAGUGCAGUACACACACUGCUGUACUCUCAGCGGGUGCUCUGUUGAGCUCUAAGACUCUGUAAAGACUUCAGCUGGUACUUAUUCUCAAUGCAAAGAGGAAUAAAUGUCGCAAAAGGU
Molecule: messenger RNA, 1641 nt
Organism: Electrophorus electricus (electric eel)
Lineage: Eukaryota; Metazoa; Chordata; Actinopteri; Gymnotiformes; Gymnotidae
Gene: sp5l
Product: Sp5 transcription factor-like
Biological process (GO): regulation of transcription by RNA polymerase II
Molecular function (GO): RNA polymerase II cis-regulatory region sequence-specific DNA binding; DNA-binding transcription factor activity, RNA polymerase II-specific
Source: RefSeq, a predicted model, not a curated record